Molecule: messenger RNA, 2162 nt
Organism: Fusarium redolens
Lineage: Eukaryota; Fungi; Ascomycota; Sordariomycetes; Hypocreales; Nectriaceae
Exons: 1
Coding region: 43-1848 (601 amino acids)
Source: RefSeq, a predicted model, not a curated record
CCAUCCUCGACUCUGCCCUUUACCAUCAUCGCCUGCACCAUUAUGGCUCCGAAAACCCUCACAAGUCUCCCGUCUGAGAUUCGUCAGCAAAUCUUCAAAGAGUGUCUCAAGGUAGAUGGCGGCUAUGUUUACAAUGUUCAAACUGACAAACUGACAAAUGCUGAUAAAGCCCAUACCGCGAUUGAUCUCUCCCUUCGGUAUACCUGUCGCUCUAUUGCCAAUGAUACGAGAAUAAUCCCACUAGCCGUCAACACUAUCCACUUCUCAACCGUCUUCCGUCAAGACUGGUGCAGCUUGGCCGGCUGCUUUAAUCUGGCUGCUGCCACCUACUACGUGCUGGAGCAAGACUUCGUGCUCCAUCUUGCUGAAUUCAUCACUCCUGAGAUGAUCGCCGAGGUUGAGUCAAUGUGUCCGAGAUUUGAGGCAUUGCUUGAAAUCGAGCUGGCCAGGCACCAGAUGUGGAUGGAUGAGAACACCGAACGUGAAAUCUUUUUCGAGGGUGAUAAUUUGCGGCCUAGCCUAUGUAGCAUGGUACGGCAAUUCCUGAAAAAGGUUGAUUUGAUCGAGGCCUACGGCCUGAAAUCUUUCUCUUGCCCUUUUCGCUCCAUUGAGAAUGCAAUCGAAGCAGAUCCUUCAUGGGGCGAAUGGAACCGACCUUGGGACAAAGAUUGCGGCGAGGUUCGAGUUGCGUUAUCUCAUUGUCUGCAACUUAUCGCCAACGAACAUCCUAACGAGUUUGCGAAUUGCGUGUACGCGUCACUCCCCCAAUGGGUUGGAAAGUAUUCAGCACAAGACUUUCUCAAGAUCAGAUUCAACCUCUGGGACAUCCCUUCACAAGAGGAAGUAACCAAAACACUAGCCUUGCUCGACAUUGCGGACUUUGUUUGGGAGCUCGCCGAUAUGUGGCACUAUGCACCUAGGGGUUUCUACGAAAAUAUCGACACAAGCAUCUCCCAAGGCAGGCUUGCUCCAGAGUUCGAUAAGCCAGAUAGCCUAUUGGAACAAUUCGACAUUCGGUGUCGAGAGAAGCUGAGAUUCUCCGCUACCGCUGCUGCUAUCCGAUUCCUCAAGCGACUUGGUAUCAACACCCGGACCCAGGUUCGAAGGCUUGCAUUGCACGAGGAUUUACCGUCAGUAAAUGUACCCUCGCUCCACGCCAAGGGAUUAGUUCCCUUGUUCAAAGAGAACCUUCUACUGCGAGUCGAACGUCGCGUCAAUGUCUUCGGUUGCCUGGCAAGCCAGUGUCCUCAACCCCGAUUGGCUGCUAUUCACAUAAACAAGGUUGAUGUGCACCGAGAGAUUGUGAACUGGGACUUUGACAGCGAUAUAUGCUCCUGGCUUCUCGAUGCUCUCGCUGUGGCAGACUCGGGCCUCCCUACCAAGUGCUUCACUUUCUUUCUUGAGGCUGGGUCCUACGGCGAGUAUUGUGAAGAUAUUUUUCAGAGGGCCAUCCAUACAGACAUUGCCAGCUCAAAAGCUUGGAAUAUCUGCUUGGAAACAGGACUCUUGGCAUCUCUGAGACCAACAAGUCUCGAGGAGAGAACGGCCAAAUAUGCAAUGGAUCCAAGGUUCGGGCAGGUUAUCGAGCACUUGGUAAAUCAGACAUCGAUUUUCCGCUGCGACUUCAAUCCCGGUGUGCCAUUGGAUGUAGAUACAUUGGUUGAGGAUGCCAAGGUGCGUCAUGGGGAACGUAUUUCUGAUAAAUGGGUCAGCGGAUGGGGUGACGUCUCUUUUCCUAUACCACAUGAUAUAUAUCAUGAUGUAAUGGUGGCUCCCAACUUCGAGUUUCAGACGCGGCAAGAGUAUAUUCAGUCACGGGGAGGAAAUAUUAAGACGGAUAACUCAUAAAGGAUUUGCCUAGAUAGAUCAGGAUAUACAUGUGGUUGGAAACAAAUGGAUGUAGGUCUUUGGGGUAUUGGGGAUCAAAAUGGCUACAGUUGAACCCAGUUGAAGGCAAGUAUUAGAGGUGAAAAUAUAUGCUACAUACUUAAGCCUUGUGUUAAAUUCUUCUACAUUUUGAAGUUAAAAGCUGUUCCACAUUGUAGUACUCCAGAGUAUAGUAGAGUAUUUAUAAUCUAUAUUAAUCCUAUAGGCCCAAAAUAAAAUAUAACUAGGCAGAGUUAGUAUUAGUAAUAAAUAGAGAGUAAUAUAGCUCGAAAGGG